AUGCCGUCCCUGCGCACCAUCGCCUCUUCAUUCUUCGCUCUGGCGCUCGUCAGCGUCCCCGCCGCUCAAGCCGGCGCGUGGACUCCGGCCAACGUGACCGAAGCGGACAACACGCUGCUGAUUUCGGCGGUGAGUGACGUGAGCUCCUACAGCUCCAGCGUCUCCACGUACCUCUGUGUCCACAAGGUCAACAGCCUGAAGAAGCAGGCGGGUAAGACCUCCAACUACAGCUUCGGCGUGACUGGUUGCAACGCCGGCGGCGAGGAGUUCGUGGGUCGUUGCCCCGAUCUGACCAGCUUCCCCGGCUGCGGCAGCUACAACAUCGCGGUUUCGUCGGACUCCAAGACCGGCAAGCUCAAGGUGACGUCGGUCAAGAAGCAGGCAGCUAAGCAGGCUCCGAAGCCGAAGAAGGAAUCGCAGCAGACACCGAAGCAGGGCGAGCACGAGCAGCAGCCACCGAAGCAGGGUGUGCAGCAGGCUUCGAAGUAG
Messenger RNA from Phytophthora sojae, 489 nucleotides. RefSeq lists its product as hypothetical. The transcript has a single exon. Bases 1 to 489 code for a protein of 162 amino acids. The record is from RefSeq and is a predicted model, not a curated record. NCBI's taxonomy places the organism in Eukaryota, Oomycota, Peronosporomycetes, Peronosporales, Peronosporaceae.